AUGACUGCGGAGUUGAUUGAUGGAAAGACAGUUGCUUUGCAGCUUCGUGAAAGAAUCCACAAGCAAAUUGAUGACAUUCAAAAUAAACAUAAAGACUUUAAGCCAAAUUUGACUAUUAUCCAGGUGGGUGAAAGACCAGAUUCUUCAACUUAUGUUAGAAUGAAGUUAAAGGCAGCUCAUGAAGCAGCUAUUGAUUGCCGUAUUAUUAACUUACCUGAAAGUAUUACUGAAAUUGAGUUGGUGAAUACAAUCGCGGAUUUAAACGAUUCGUUAAAUGUUGAUGGUAUUUUGGUCCAAUUGCCAUUACCAGGACACUUGGAUGAAGCCAAAAUUACUUCAUCAGUUUUGCCAGAUAAAGAUGUGGAUGGAUUUGGCCCUUUUAAUGUGGGUGAGUUGUCUAAAAAAGGCGGAGAACCUUUGUUUUUACCAUGUACUCCAAAAGGCAUUAUGGAAUUAUUAACCCAAUAUAAUGUGCCAGUUGCCGGUGCCAAUGCUGUGAUUUUAGGCAGAUCCGACAUUGUAGGGAAGCCUAUCUCCAACUUAUUGACAAAAGCCAAUGCAACUGUCACCACAUUGCACUCUAAGACUCCACAACAACAAAUUGAAUUGUUCUUAUCUCAGGCUGAUAUUGUUGUUGCAGCAAUUGGUCAACCGGAAUUUGUCAAAGGAAAUUGGUUAAAGCCAGGAGCUGUUGUAAUUGACGUAGGCACUAAUUUUAUUCCUGAUUCCUCAAAGAAGUCUGGAUCAAGAAUGGUAGGUGAUGUUGAUUUCAAAUCAGCAUCUGAAAAAGCCUCUUUAAUUACUCCUGUUCCUGGUGGUGUGGGACCAAUGACUGUAGCUACUUUACUUGAAAAUGUUGUAAUUGCUGCCGAGAGGCACUACUCGAAGAAUAACGAGACUCCUAAAUUUACAAACCCUUUGAGGUUAAAUCUUCAAAAGCCAGUUCCAUCUGAUUUCGAAAUAUCAAGAGCUCAGCACCCGAAGAAAAUAGAUGAAGUUGCAAAAGAGGCUGGUAUAUUAGACAGUGAGUUGGAACUCUUUGGAACUCAUAAAGCCAAAGUUUCACUUAAUAUUUUGAAUCGUUUAGAUAAAAAAGUAAACGGUAAAUAUGUUUUGGUUACUGGGAUUACCCCGACACCUCUUGGUGAAGGUAAAUCAACUACGACUGUUGGGUUAGCUCAGGCUCUAGGUGCUCAUUUGCAAAAGAAUGUUUUCGCUAACGUGAGACAACCUUCUAUGGGACCAACUUUUGGAAUCAAAGGUGGUGCUGCUGGUGGUGGUUAUUCUCAGGUUAUUCCAAUGGAUGAAUUCAAUAUGCACGUCACUGGUGAUAUUCAUGCCAUUACGAUGGCAAAUAAUCUCUUAGCUGCGGCAAUUGAUACCAGAAUCUUUCACGAGAACACUCAGAAAGAUGGACCAUUGUAUAGAAGAUUGGUUCCGGCAAAAAAGGGUGUGAGAAAAUUCACCCCAUCAAUGUUGAGGAGAUUGGAGAAAUUAGGAAUUGAAAAAAUUGAUCCCAACGAAUUGACAGAGGAAGAGAUCACAAACUUUGCCAGGUUAGAUAUUGAUCCAGACACCAUUACAUGGAGAAGAGUAGUCGACUGUAAUGAUAGAUUUUUGAGAGGAAUUACAAUCGGGGAGGCACCUACGGAAAAAGGCAUGACUAGAAAAACUGGAUUUGAUAUAUCUGUCGCCUCUGAGUGUAUGGCCAUUCUUGCCUUGGCAAAUUCUUUAGAAGACAUGAGAGAAAGGUUAGGAAAAAUGGUGAUCGCUUCAUCCAAAGCUGGUGUCCCAAUCACUUGUGAAGAUAUCGGUUGUGCAGGUGCCUUGACAGCAUUAUUGAAAGAUGCUAUCAAGCCAAACAUAAUGCAAACUUUAGAAGGAACUCCGGUAUUUGUUCAUGCUGGGCCAUUUGCUAAUAUUUCUAUUGGGGCUUCUUCGAUUUUGGCUGACAAAAUGGCUUUAAAGUUGGCCGGUACAUCUCCUGACUUGUCUCAAGAAGAGAGAUCAGAACAAGAGGGCUACGUAGUUACAGAGGCUGGUUUCGACUUUACAAUGGGUGGUGAGAGAUUUAUUAACAUUAAAUGUCGUUCGUCAGGCCUAGUUCCAGAUGUCAUUGUAAUUGUCGCGACUGUACGUGCUUUGAAGGUUCAUGGUGGAGGGCCCGAAGUAAAAGCUGGUUCAGCUUUGGCGCCAGAAUAUACACAAGAAAACACCGAAUUAUUAAGGAAAGGAUGUUCAAAUUUAAAGAAACAUAUUUCUAAUGCAAUGACUUAUGGAAUUCCAGUUGUUGUUGCCAUUAAUAAAAUGUCUUCUGAUACAGAUAAAGAGCAUGAGAUCAUAAAGGAGGAAGCAUUGAAGGCAGGUGCAGUCGAUGCAAUCGUAUCGAAUCAUUGGGAAGAAGGUGGAAAGGGUGCAGUUGAUUUAGCUAAUGGUGUUAUUAAGGCAAGUAACGAGGAAAAGAAUUUCAAGUUUUUGUAUGACACUGCUCCUUCUGUUGCGGACAAGAUUACCACCAUUGCGAAGGACAUGUACGGUGCAGGUGAAGUUGAAUUUUUGCCAGAAGCUCAAAAGAAGAUCGAUAUCUACACUAAACAAGGAUUUGGUAACUUGCCAAUUUGUAUUGCUAAGACACAGUACUCUCUUUCUCACGAUGCUUCUUUAAAGGGUGUCCCAACGGGAUUUAAAUUUCCUAUUAGAGACGUAAGAGCAUCUAUUGGGGCUGGAUACUUAUAUGCCUUAGCUGCUGAGAUUCAGACAAUUCCAGGCUUACCUACCCAUUGUGGAUUUAUGAAUGUUGAAGUCAACGAAAAUGGAGAAAUUGACGGAUUAUUCUGA
This is a messenger RNA of Priceomyces carsonii, 2838 nucleotides long. RefSeq names its product trifunctional formate-tetrahydrofolate ligase/methenyltetrahydrofolate cyclohydrolase/methylenetetrahydrofolate dehydrogenase (gene MIS11). The transcript has a single exon. The coding region runs from base 1 to 2838 and encodes 945 amino acids. Gene Ontology annotation, biological process: tetrahydrofolate interconversion. The record is from RefSeq and is a predicted model, not a curated record. NCBI's taxonomy places the organism in Eukaryota, Fungi, Ascomycota, Pichiomycetes, Serinales, Debaryomycetaceae. Gene Ontology annotation, cellular component: cytosol. Gene Ontology annotation, molecular function: methylenetetrahydrofolate dehydrogenase (NADP+) activity; formate-tetrahydrofolate ligase activity; ATP binding.